AUUCUUUCUACUCAUCAACACUUUUUAUAACAACUUGAACCCAUUUUUGGAUUGAUCCACUCUAAACUUCUCCAUGUACUAAUAAAAAAUGUUCGUAGAGAUGUUUCAACUUCUAUUCACAAUCGUGACAAUCGAAGCCGUCCUGAUAUUAACACUCGGGUUCGGGACUCCAGCGAGAAGAGUGGUGGUGAAACUGCUAGACCUAUCAAAGCAAGGUCGAGCACCACUGGUUGCGAAAACGGUCGCAGCCACUAUGCUUGUGUUGUUUGGCUCGGUUAUGUUCAGCACUAUUCAAAUCCACACAAGGGUCUCUGAAUCUGGUGGUGUAGCUAACUCGACCGAUCAAGUCAUGUUUGCCAAUCGCCUCCUCGAAGCUUUCCUCAUGGGGACUGUCUUGUUCUUGGCCAUGGUUAUAGAUAGAAUGCAUUACUACACAAGAGAGCUUCAAAUCACAAGAAGAAACUUGGAGAUUGCUGUAAAGAAGGGCAAAACCGGUGCUUAAACCAAAAAUUGGCAUCCAAAAUUCAAUUAAAUCUGUAAAAAUAUGUGAAUGUUAAAAAUUUAUCAAAAGAAAACCAUACUCGUGUUGAAUUUAAUUAAAAGUAAAUAAAAAACGAGAAAUCUCACUUUCAAGAUCAC
Molecule: messenger RNA, 639 nt
Organism: Arabidopsis thaliana (thale cress)
Lineage: Eukaryota; Viridiplantae; Streptophyta; Magnoliopsida; Brassicales; Brassicaceae
Product: B-cell receptor-associated protein 31-like protein
Exons: 2
Coding region: 89-502 (137 amino acids)
Biological process (GO): intracellular protein transport; endoplasmic reticulum to Golgi vesicle-mediated transport
Cellular component (GO): membrane; endoplasmic reticulum; endoplasmic reticulum membrane
Source: RefSeq, marked reviewed